This is a messenger RNA of Contarinia nasturtii (swede midge), 2534 nucleotides long. RefSeq lists its product as uncharacterized. Bases 1086 to 1379 code for a protein of 97 amino acids. The record is from RefSeq and is a predicted model, not a curated record. The transcript has 3 exons. Lineage: Eukaryota; Metazoa; Arthropoda; Insecta; Diptera; Cecidomyiidae.
CUCUCUCUCUCAUACGUGUGGUGAUUUUGUUGUGUUUUUUCAUUCAAACUUACAUGUUGCAUACACAUCGAACACACAAUGAAAACACUUCGAUCAAGUCUAUCUGUGGAUUCAUUGAAAUAAUAACAGUGAAUAGCAACAACAACAUAUAAAUUCAACUUUACGCGCUAGUUCAGCAUUCUAACUGAAGCAAUACGGACUUUUCACAGCUGUAACACGUAUCGAUUCUCGUCAUACUCUCGACCGAUUUGCGAUUAAUCAGAUGUCAACCAGAAAUUUUGUGUUUUAAUCGAAAAAUCAGAUCAUCGAAAAAUUAGAAAAAUAAAGUCCUUGCAAUCAAUAAAAGUAGUGAACUUGAGUGAUUCGCGGACAAUCGUGAUAUCGAUGUGAAUUCAAUAGUUUAACGCUGUAGCAUUAAUUUAAUUCAGCACAAUCAAACAGAGCGAUAAAACUCUAUGAUACGAAAUUAUUUUUUUCAUCAAUUUUAUUAUUGUGCCAAGCCCAAAUAGAGUCAUUCAAAACGCAUUUACCUUUCCCGUUGUUUUAUAAUUCGUUUUUUUCUUAAUUGUUGUUGUUCAUUUUUGAUUGUUUGUUGAAAUUCUAAAAAAAUUCAACAGUAAUACUCAAGUAUAAAAAAUAUCAUAAAGAAAAACGUUGUCACGAAGAAACAAAGUCUAUACGAACAAAAAUUUCAACUUAUAAAACUGAUUGCCAAGUUAAAAUAAAGAGUGUACGGGUACACGUGUGUUCCAUACACGGUGAUUGUUUAUUAUUGCGCAUAUAAUACUUGUAAAGUGCGUAUACACAAAGUGAAAGGAAAACGAACAAAAUACACAUCGUAUUGUGCGCGCACAUUGUAAAAUGCAUACAGGUGAAGUUCACAUACGUCCUCUCACAAUAAUCUUAUAAACGCAACAAAAGCAAAAAAAAAAAACGCAAAAUCAUAUAAGGAUCACGCAAAACGAUGAAAAAAACAUUAAAUAAAUAAGGUGAUCUAAAAGGUAGACGAUUGAAAAGCGACCGGAUAUUCGCAGCCAGCAACGUAUAUUUGUGAAUGAAUUGAACAGAAAUCCAUUUCAUCGAAAAUGACAGUUUUAGCAGUUUCGGACAACCUUUCGGCUGAGCCAAUUUGGAAUUUGGAGCGACGUGAGUCUUCGGGCCAUUUGUUUUGGUGCCGUGAUUCAUCCAAAGUAAAAUUCCGAUGCGACGUCGAAGUAAUGGAAUAUGAAAAAGACCCGGAAGAACACAAGAGCUUUUACGAUUCAAAUAACAAUACAACCACCGAAAAAUUGACAAAUGUUGCUGUUGUUUGUGCAACAUGCAUCGCGGCUAUUGCGGUAACGGUAUUUUUGCCGUGGUUCCUGAUUGGAUCCAAUUAGUUUUUAGCAUUUUUUUUCUUUUCAUUGAAUUUUAAUGAUCGUUUUCUUUGGUUUUUAAACUUCUAUAUUUAUAUAUUGGUGUUGUAGUCAAUUUAUAUAUACAUAUUAUAUAUAUCGUCUACAGUCAGCGACUGGUAUUUUGGCACAUGGUUAGAACAAAACGAAAUGUUUUUGUACAUCUGUCAAUCAAUGUGUGUAAUAUACAUAAACAAAAUAUAAAAUCGGUAUAUAAAAUCGGUAGUAUAAAUUUGUAUGUUUCGGUCAAAACCGAUUUUCAGAUUUUGUAUAUGUAUAUGUUUGUGUUGGGUAUGAAAAUAUGUGACAUAUGUUGACUGUGAGCGCCGUCUGACGCAAACUAGCUGUAAGAAGAAUGAUUUGAGUGAAAAUGAUUCACAUACAAUUUUCAAUAAUUUUUUUUUCAAUUUUAUGAAUUUCAGUAAAUUGAUUAACUUAGUUCAUUAUAUUGAGAUUUUUGCAUAAUUUUAUUUCCAAAAAAUCCAUUCAAUUUAACAUAAAAUCCCGACUCAAGCGUUGAAAUCUGCCAAUUUCGAAAUCGCCGUCAAUUUGAACUUGCCGUUACUACUAGACCAUUUUGCUUUUCUCUCUUGAAUCGGUGUCAUAUUCAAGACUAAACAUUCAAACGGGAGCAUAAACACAAUUUUUUUUUUGGUUAAAUCGGCACACAAUCAACUUUAAACGAAAAUUUGCAUUUGCGACCAUCUAACGAAAAUCGAUUAAAUAAUUUCACAAUUUGGUGACCGAAUGAUUUGUUGAGAGGACAAUUCGAAACAAAAGUGGAUUAAAUUUUGUAGUAAUUCAAAUUUAUGUGAAAAACUAUAGGUAAAGUGCUUUUUUUUAUAUUGUUGUUGUAUUUUUUUUGAUGCGACAACUUUUUUUUCUAAAUAAUAGUAGAAAAAUAAAAGAAAUUAUUUAAUGCAUAUUGUAAUCGUAGCAUGUCCUUUUGAAUUGAUAUUUUAUUCUCGAAUAGAUCGUAACUGUGUAACGGUAAUUUUCGAGUUUUUAUUUUCAUUUUUUUUCGUCUUGAAGAAUGGGAAAUGGAUUUUUUUUUAUUAAAAUAUGGUAUCUAUAAAAAAAUAAGAUUGAAACUGUCUCAAGACCCAACAUAUACCCGAGAAUAAUAUUUAAAAAAAAAAA